Molecule: messenger RNA, 1855 nt
Organism: Drosophila subobscura
Lineage: Eukaryota; Metazoa; Arthropoda; Insecta; Diptera; Drosophilidae
Product: ADP-dependent glucokinase
Exons: 4
Coding region: 255-1754 (499 amino acids)
Biological process (GO): glucose metabolic process
Cellular component (GO): endoplasmic reticulum
Molecular function (GO): ADP-specific glucokinase activity
Source: RefSeq, a predicted model, not a curated record
AAUUCCGGUCACACACGUUCAACAGACACAAAAUAACAACAUUUUUAACUAUUUAAUUUAAGCCAUUAUAGAACAGACAAAUAGGCAUUAGCUAACGGUGUGGAAAACUGCAUCAGCAUCCAUAUACCCUGAAUGCACUUGAAGGUCAAAGGGUAUACGGAAACCAUCAGAGCGAAAGAAACGCCACAGAGCGGUAGGGCACAAGCCAGCAAACAUUUUCGGUCAAACUUUUAACAAGUUUUUGCGGCCGAAAUAUGACGGCGUUGCGGUAUAUGGGCUGGCUGACGGGCUGCUCGGUGUUUACGGCUCUUGUAUCGAUUAUCUGGCAGGCGUUCCUCACACUGAAGACUCUAAAUAGGACCACAGUGCUGCUUACCGGUCUCCUGGCCAUCGAGAGCAGCCUGAAGAGACCAGCAUACGAGCCUGCCCCAAAGGUAGCCAUAGGGUACGGAGCCUGCACAGAUUUGCAGAUCAACGCCACGGAGUUCCUGAACAGGUUCUACAAGGGGCGGAUUCCCAAAGUGACAACAUCCGCCAGGGACGUCGUCAAAAACGAAGACGAGCUGCUUCAGUCUUUUGCCUAUUACUUUCAAAACGGAGCGGCUGCGGAGCGAGUUAUGGCCAAUGGAACAUUGUUUAAACAAUUGAUUGGGUAUGCCAAGGUGAUGGACAAGGAGCGUAUCCAUUGGUACAUGGGCGGCAAUGCUCCGCUGAUGGCUGUGCGAUUUUUCAUGGAGGGAGCCGAAGUCUUACUGGGCGCUCACAUGUCCAAAAAACUGCGCCCCCUGCUGCCCAAGGAGAUUCGUCUGGCAGGCGAGGAGAUCCCCGACGAUGACAUACAUAUAAUACUGGAGUACAUGGCGGGCGAUGCCUGGGGUCUGUUGGUGGCACCGCGUGCUAACCGCUAUAUACUGCACAGCGACAAGAACAAUCCGCAUAUCAGGGCGGUGGAGCAGAUGACGAAUGCCUUGAAGGUUUACCAACCCCAGUUGCUAGUGGUUAGUGGCCUCCAGAUGAUGGACAUGUUCAGUUUUAACCCGGGCGAGCGAGAGAAGCGCCUGCAACAAGUGAAAAUGCAGCUUACCAGCCAGCCCAGUGACACACGGAAUCAUUUUGAGAUGGCCUCCUAUGUCGAGCUGAAGCUGCUGCAGGAGCUGCGUCACUUUGUCCUUCCGUAUGUAGACUCUCUCGGCAUGAAUGAGCAGGAGCUUUCCAACUUGCAGCAGGUUCUUACCCAUGACCGCACCACCCUGGCAACCGACUCCAAUCCACGCAUUGCCCACACACUCGAUCAAAUGCGACAAGUUUUCAUCAACUUGAUGGAGGAUUUCAGCGUAGAGAGCCGUAGCGACCCCAAGCGACGCAAGAUCUCGCGACUUCAUGUGCACACACUCGCCCACCAGGCGAUCCUGACCAUCGCCGACUCGCAGUGGAAAAACACGCGUGCUGCAGCGGCCAAGGCGGCCCUGACCGCUCAUCGCUACGUCUGCAAAUCGCAGUUUAUAAAUCCGGAGUCCGUGCUUCAGGUGCUGGACGACAGUUUCGCCACAUCCAUGCAGGAUAAUGCGCCACGCAUGCGAAUCGGCGCGGCCAGUCCGGUUCCUUGCUGGAAGGAGUACAUACAAUAUGGUCGCCAACUGGAGCGCAUUAAGGUUGAGAUCUGUGUGGCCCCCGUGCUGGUCUGUCGCGUGGCCAGAAAAACGGCAGGCGCAGGGGAUAACAUAUCUGCCUCGGGCCUGGCAGCGCAGCUGUAAUGUAUAACAUUAAGCAUACAAACACGAAGACAGUGAAAACGAUGGGACCGCAAGACUGCUUAGUAUUUACCCAGAAACGAAACCUGCAAUCCAAGAGUCGA